Molecule: messenger RNA, 1122 nt
Organism: Anopheles marshallii
Lineage: Eukaryota; Metazoa; Arthropoda; Insecta; Diptera; Culicidae
Exons: 2
Coding region: 1-1122 (373 amino acids)
Source: RefSeq, a predicted model, not a curated record
AUGAACGACGACGAAACCGCGCUCGAACACAUACGGAUCCGAAAACGGUUCGAACUAAAAUGGGAACAGAAAACACACCGCAAAAAGGAGCUCGACCGCAACCGGGCCGGUCUGGGCGAGCUGCACCAUUCGAUCGGUGUGAUUGACCACAUUUCCGAGCAGGAAAUUAAAGGAUUGGCUGGUCGAAUUAAGCGCCGUAAGCGUUGCGAUCCGUUGGACCUGGUACGGCUCAGUUACGGGUUUCAGCAAAGCCGUGAAAACAUUUCCCACUUCAUACGAAUCACCGGUGCAAUCAACGUGAUUGUGAAGGAACUUACAGGGCACGAUUACAACCUGCAGCUGCUGGCUGCUGAAUGUCUGUGCAAUCUGUCCCUGGGGGAUGAUGUGUGCUGCGAGAAGAUAGCGAACUUUGCCGGCACGUAUCUAAUCGCGCUGGCCGAAAAUCCCAACUGUCGGCCACUGCAGCAGACGUGUUUUUGGACGUUGCAGAACAUCGUCGGAUCGAGUCCGAAGGGUAGCAAGCUGCUGUUCAGCCAAGGGUUGGUGGUAGUGAUGGUGCGAUUGCUUUCAACCGUUACGGAUCAGGAAGCUGCGGAUGAUAUCAUCUUAACGUUAGAAUUAGCACUUAAUUACGAGCAGGACAUUGAACCGAGUACUAUCCCACAAAUAGUGCAAUGUUUCGAAGGAAAGGAACUGCAUCCCAGUAGUCUUCGGCUGCUGUACAAAUGCUACGGUUUGCUGCACAACGACCUUCUACUAAACGGCUCAUUUACCUACAUUAUUCGGCAAUGUUUAAACUUUCUAUCAAGCAUUAUGGACCGACAUCUGCCAACAUAUGCAGCCUCGAUUUUGCUUUCCGUCCGUAUACUUGUACAGCACGUUGUGGCAAGCGCCAACUGCGUCGCAGAAAUUCUUCAACACCAACUGUACAAGAGGACAUUAAAAUUCUCGACACUUUUUAACGGCUGCGCGAAAGAAGACAUGCUUCCUGUUUGCAAGGAGUUUCUGUGGUUGCUAGGACAGAUUCAUAGCAACAGAGGAAACAACGAAGAAUUGUUCCAAUCGUAUCUGGCUUUCGAUAACUUUGUGGAACAAAUUUCCGUCCCCCAAGCACUGCUCUGA